AUAACCGAAAUCAAAAUUAAAAUUAAAUUAAUAUUAGAGCUAUAAAUCUGAUUUUCUGGAAUCAGAAAUCAAAACACCAACAAACAGCCUUGAUAAUUGAAAUGAAGCACAAAGAACUCAAUUAAAAUACUCCAUGUUCUUAUUCUGAAAUCCAGUCGCAAGCAGUAUACUCCAUUCACGAUCAACGACGGCGACGACGACCUUAUUCCUUCUUUCUCCGGUCAUCUUCUCCGACCAGUAGCGGUGGAGACUGAAACUCCUCCGGCGGUCCAGCGCGAACUCCUUCAGGAGAGAUCUCGACACCCAGCUCCGGCAGCAUGCUCCGGCGCACGGCAGCACACCUCCGUCAAACAGCCCCGACUCCAGCGAUAGCUUGCAUUGCCUCCGGCGACUGUAACUUCUCCAAUCUUUGACCGGCGGGAAGGGACGACGGAUAUCGGCUCACUCCAUGGUGCGAAGUGGCCCGAGGUAAUCACGUCUCAAGGUUGGAGGUCGGCUCGUCACUCCAAGCCUCGAUGCGCACCGGAAUCGGCACAAGAAAAGGGUUCCGAACCUCACCGAAAUUGCUCGUCGGAACUCACUGGAACUCCGUCGGGGUUAUGACUCGAACUGUCAAAAUUCCCAACAUGAUCCAAUAUUGGUUGAUGAAUCGAUGAAGUUAACGUUCAUCGUCGAGCCAAUCAAAGCUUUCAAAGCCGUUGAGGAAUUCGUCAAAAGGGAAGGUCUCCAAAGUUCCUCUCAAAGCUUCAAGAUGUUCAUUGCGUUCUUCAACAAAGCAUCAACUAGGUCCUCUUUGAUCCAAAAGUCAAACGGACACGCCGCCAAAAGUGUUAUGGAGCACCAAAUCUACCUCUUCAAGGAUCAAAGUUUCAAAAGCCGUUGAAAAAUCCAUCAAAGUAAAGGAAGAGCAUCCAAAGUUCAUUCCAAAGCUUCGAGGUGUUCAUCGCGUUCUUCACCAAAGUAACAAUUCGGCCCUCUUCGAUCCAAAAGUCAAAGGGACACGCCGCCAAAAGCGUUAUGAAGAACCAAAUCCACCUCCUCAAAGAUCAAAGCUGUGGAUCGUCCAAAAAAGACAUCAAAUCCAAAGCCAAUAAUCAAAACGCCCACACGGAGACCAAAGCCCUCCGAACGACGGCAAAGCUAAACCAAAUAUCAAAGCCACCGAUCGUCCAAAGAAAACAUCAAAUCCAAAGCCAAUGAUCAAACCGCCUACACGGAGACCAAAGCCCUCCGAACGACGGCAAAGCUAAACCAAAGAUCAAAGCUAUGGAUCGUCCAAAGAAGACAUCAAAUCCAAAGUCAAUGAUCAAACCGCCUACACGGAGACCAAAGCCCUCCAAAAGCGGUAAAGCCAAAUCAAAUAUCAAAGCCUCGGACUGUCCAAAAAAGACAUCAAGUCUAAAGCCGACGAUCGAAUCGCCCCACGGAGACCGAAGCCCUCCGAAAGGCGGCAAAGCCAAACCAAAGAUUGAAGUUGCGGAUCAUCCAAAGAAGACAUCAAAUCCAAAACCGAAAAGUGGCAAAGACAAAACAAAGAUCAAAGCUUCGGAUCGUCUAAAGAAGACAUUAAAUCUAAAGCUGAUGAUCAAAUCGCCUACACGAAGACCAAAGUCCUCCAAAAGCGGCAAAGACAAAGCAAAGAUCAAAACCUUGGAUCGUCUUAAAAAGACAUCAAAUUCAGAGCUGACGAUUAAAUCGCCAACACGGAGACCAAAACCCUCCAAAAUGCGGCAAAGCCAAAUCAAAGAUCAAAACCUCAAAUUGUCUAGAAAAGACAUCACAUCCAAAACUGACGAUCAAAUUGUCUGCACGGAGACCAAAACCCGCCAAAGUUCGGCAGAAUCAAACCGAAGACCAAAUCUCUUCGGAUUAAAGAAGCCAUAGAAAACCAAAUUGGAAAACAAAUCGACCCGGAAGGAGAAUCAAAGGACCCAUUUAGAGAAUAAGACCCACUUUAAAUUCAAAUCAAAUAUAAUUUGUACAAAUUUUGUGUUUAUUAAAAAUAACACAAUUUUUUGUCCACAUAUGUGGGAAUGAAUUUUACAAAAGUGCGCAAUGAAUAAAUCAUUGCAAACUAUUAAAUCCAUUACCUCACGAUUACAAAUCCACCCCCACACCCA
Molecule: messenger RNA, 2120 nt
Organism: Andrographis paniculata
Lineage: Eukaryota; Viridiplantae; Streptophyta; Magnoliopsida; Lamiales; Acanthaceae
Exons: 2
Coding region: 1267-1884 (205 amino acids)
Source: RefSeq, a predicted model, not a curated record